This is a messenger RNA of Sciurus carolinensis (gray squirrel), 1954 nucleotides long. RefSeq names its product gap junction protein delta 3 (gene Gjd3). The transcript is spliced from 2 exons. Lineage: Eukaryota; Metazoa; Chordata; Mammalia; Rodentia; Sciuridae. Gene Ontology annotation, biological process: cell communication. Gene Ontology annotation, cellular component: connexin complex. The record is from RefSeq and is a predicted model, not a curated record. The coding region runs from base 86 to 979 and encodes 297 amino acids.
GAAAGAGGGACCAGGAGGAACAGGUCCCAGCUGUCUCCCAAGGUCCUGCUCUUGGUUCUAACACCUCAACCCCAACUCCUGCACCAUGGGGGAGUGGGCGUUCCUAGGCUCGCUGCUGGACGCCGUGCAACUACAAUCGCCACUCGUGGGUCGCCUCUGGCUGGUGGUCAUGCUGAUCUUCCGCAUCCUGGUGCUGGCCACCGUGGGCGGUGCCGUGUUCGAGGACGAGCAGGAGGAAUUCGUGUGCAACACGUUGCAGCCGGGCUGUCGCCAGACCUGCUACGACCGCGCCUUCCCAGUCUCCCACUACCGCUUCUGGCUCUUCCACAUCCUGCUGCUCUCCGCGCCGCCAGUGCUGUUCGUCAUCUACUCCAUGCACCAGGCCAGCAAGGAGGCUGGAGGCGCGGAGGCUGGCGGCGCGGAGGUGGCAGCGCCGUGUGCGCGCGGGCGGCCAGAGGGCUCGGGCGCUCCCUGCGCCCUGCGCGCGCGCCGCGCGCGCCGCUGCUACCUGCUGAGCGUGGCGCUGCGCCUCCUGGCCGAGCUGGCCUUCCUGGGCGGCCAGGCGCUGCUCUACGGCUUCCGCGUGGCCCCGCACUUCGCUUGUGCUGGCCCGCCCUGCCCGCACACCGUCGAUUGCUUCGUGAGCCGGCCCACGGAGAAGACGGUGUUCGUGGUCUUCUACUUCGCCGUAGGGCUGCUCUCGGCGCUGCUCAGCGUGGCCGAGUUGGGCCACCUGCUCUGGAAGGGCCGUUCGCGCUCCGGGGAGCGCGACAACCGCUGCAACCGUGAGCACGAGGAAGCGCGGAAGCUGCUCCCGCCGCCACCGCCCGCCCUGCCAUCGCGGCGCCCGGGCCUCGAUCCCUACGCCCCACCCGCCUAUGCGCAUCGGGCACCGGCGGGUGACAGCGAAGAAGGCGAGGGGGGCAGUGGCCGCAGCAAGGCGUCACUGGCCACUGUCCGCCAGGACCUGACCAUCUAGCGGUGGGCCCUGCCCAGUGCGGACGGUGAGAUCCGAGGGCGAACCCCACCACCCGGGUCCCUACCGCAGAAGCAAGAGGCUUCCGAAAGGACUGCCGCAGGAUCCUGCCUGAGCGCGGUGGACCGGCCCGGGGAGGCGUAGCGCUGCAGUAAUGCGCUCAGGUGUCGCCGGCAGCAGCCAUGCUGGGGUCGCAGAGAAUGAACUAAGGCGCGUCCCUGAUGCCCUGAUCUUGUUGGGAAGGGAGGAGGCCAGGGGGACUGAAGGGAAGUGGACAGGAGGAAGGCAGCUAGUGACCUGGUUGCAGUAGAGACAAAACCAACUGUGAGACCAGAUUCCCAGGCGCUGUCCUUGUUCAGAGAGGAGUGAUGUCCAUAUGUGGACUCUUGGUGAGUGUUCACAAAUGAACACAUGACUACGCUGUGACGCGUGUGCACAUGCAAGUCCUGUGUGAGAUCCAUGCAUGCAGGUGCUCACACGUGUACAAACUCAUCCCUCCUAAAUGUGUUGUGCGUACAUGUUCACAUAGACACAUGGACCUCUUGAGUGAACAGUGCAUGCGUACAAAUGUGCACACAGACACGUAUAUGUCCUAUGUGUGCUGCUGCACAUGUGUAAUGGACAUCCUGUGUGAGCCGGGUGUGUGAUCACUGGCAUGUACUGCACAGAUGGCCAGGAUCCAAAGGCCAGCAGGGGCCAUAAGAUUCCCUUCUUACUGCCCCAACCCAGCCCACCUGAGGGUUUCCCAGGAAGAUGUCCCUUCCUGAGAGGCCACAUGGGAAGUGGGGGGAGGAGGCACCCCUUCACAGCGGCAGGCCUCCGUCCUGUAGGCUUGUGAGCGCACCCACGCUCUCCACCAGUGCCUGGGUCAGGGUGGCUGGGCCCUCACUUGGAGGCAGAGUCAAGUUGGUUAGUGGGCAGGACAGACUAGUGUGUGUUUGCUUGUUUUUGUUUUGUUUUCAGUACUCGACACUGAUC